UUUGGCUUCGAAAAAAAGACCCUUCUUAUGUCGAUCCUUGGUGCAAACCAGCGGGUGGUCGUCGGAGAAGGGUGUCUAUAGUUCUAGCGAGGAGGCGUCAGGCUCGGAGAAGAUGAUACACCAUGUGGAUGGGGAAGCAAAUGUCGUUGACCUGGCUCUACAGUCCCCUCAUUCUGAUACCGAGAACGAUUUGGUGGAGUUGAACAACAACAACACAGGUCCUGAGCCGUCGCAGUCCGCUGGAAAUCACGAAGCAUCCUCCUCUUCUUCACCGGCGAGUGCUAACAACGACCCUCAGUACCCAAUCGACAUCAAGUAUGGAUUUGAUGAGCUAUGCCCGGUGUGUGGGGAUAAGGUGUCCGGGUAUCACUAUGGGCUACUUACCUGUGAAAGCUGUAAAGGUUUCUUCAAACGAACUGUCCAAAAUAAAAAGGUGUACUCAUGCGUCGACAAUCGAAACUGCCACAUCGAUAAAAGUCAGAGAAAAAGAUGUCCUUAUUGUCGGUUUCAAAAGUGUUUACAAGUGGGGAUGAAAUUGGAAGCUGUGCGGUCAGACAGAAUGCGUGGGGGAAGGAACAAGUUUGGCCCAAUGUACAAGCGAGACCGUGCACUCAAACAGCAGGCCAUACGACAACAACAACAGCUCUUGGCCUCCUGCCAGAUGCGGCUUUCCAACGGCAUGACCCCGGUUCCCAUGGCAAUAGAGGAUGUGAAGCCCAACGCGGCCCUGCUCAUGGGCAAUAGCAGCCUGGACUUUACCCUGACCCCGAGCCCGCCACCGCCCCAUAGCCUUCCGUCCGCCAUGACGCCUCCGUCGCCUGACGCCCACCUGUUGGCGUACCACACGGCCGUCACAACGGGCUCUUCACCUACUCAGGGCAUGUACUCUUUCCCCCACCACCAUUACACCACGUGCAGCGGCGGGGGCAGUGGCAUGAUGUCACCCACGACAACGCACAGCCCCUCGGGCAUGCUGACGGUGGCCACCCUCCCGCACCUGAUCAAGGAGAUGCAGGCGAGCAUGGUAGACGAGGGACAGGUGCAGCACAAGAUGGCCGCCUUCAUCCAGCAAGAGUUUGACGAGCUACACCUUACUCAGCAACCGGAGAGCUUGAUCCGAAUUCUUUGUCAACUCUCAGACCAGUGCCUCUUUCUCAUGGUGGAGUGGGCAAGGAAUUCCAUCUUCUUCAAGGAACUUAAGGUUGAAGACCAGAUGAAGUUGUUACAACACUGCUGGAGUGAACUUAUACUGUUAGACUUUAUAUACAGACAGGUGAAAGAGAACUGGCAAGAUGAAUUUGUAUUGGCCAGUGGACAUCAUAUAGCCUGUGACUAUUUUGAUAAGAUAGGCUUAGGAGAUGUACGGGAGCGGCUCUUAGAACUCAUCAAGAAGAUGAGGGACCUGAAAAUAGACUAUAACGAGUACAUUUGUUUGAAGUUCCUCAUCUUGCUCAAUCCAGAUGUGUCGGGCGUGGACGGACGGGGCUUCGUGGAACAGUGUCAAGAGAAGGUCAACGCCUCCCUGCUCGAGUACUGUAUGAACUUUCACCCCAUGAUGAAGGAUAAGUUCGGUCAGGUGUUGCUAAGGCUACCCGAAAUCCGCCUCGUUAGUAUUCGCAUGGAGGAGUACCUUUAUUUCAAGCACAUGAAUGGCGAAUUGCCAGAACAGACACUUCUGAUGGAGAUGUUACACUCGAAACGAAAGUGAAAGCUUGGCUCAUUUUCUUUGUUUUUGCUGCACACCAGUUCACCGGUUAUCACAUC
Liolophura sinensis is the source of this 1764-nucleotide messenger RNA. Its product is annotated as nuclear receptor subfamily 5 group A member 2-like. Gene Ontology annotation, cellular component: RNA polymerase II transcription regulator complex. The record is from RefSeq and is a predicted model, not a curated record. The coding region runs from base 113 to 1708 and encodes 531 amino acids. The transcript has 7 exons. Gene Ontology annotation, biological process: hormone-mediated signaling pathway; tissue development; regulation of transcription by RNA polymerase II. NCBI's taxonomy places the organism in Eukaryota, Metazoa, Mollusca, Polyplacophora, Chitonida, Chitonidae. Gene Ontology annotation, molecular function: nuclear receptor activity; zinc ion binding; RNA polymerase II cis-regulatory region sequence-specific DNA binding.